This is a messenger RNA of Vidua macroura (Pin-tailed whydah), 3713 nucleotides long. RefSeq names its product FHF complex subunit HOOK interacting protein 1B (gene FHIP1B). The transcript is spliced from 13 exons. The record is from RefSeq and is a predicted model, not a curated record. Bases 372 to 3380 code for a protein of 1002 amino acids. Gene Ontology annotation, biological process: endosome organization; endosome to lysosome transport; lysosome organization. Gene Ontology annotation, cellular component: FHF complex. NCBI's taxonomy places the organism in Eukaryota, Metazoa, Chordata, Aves, Passeriformes, Viduidae.
CGGCACCGGCCGUGUCCUGGCAACGAGGCGUCCCCGGGGUACCCACCGGCCCCCGGGACGCCUGGGCUGAGACAGCCACCGUGCCACGUCCACCGGGCGCGCUGGGGCACGGAGCCGUGGCCAGGUGUGCCGGGGCUCAGGUGAGCCUCCAGGAACAGCGGCCGGUGCCAGGCCGUGCCCGCGCAGAGGCGGCGGCAGCUCCCAGCGCCUGGUACGGGGCUGCCUGGCACAGGGUGCUCGGUACAAGCCCGCUGGCAGCAGCAUGGAGAAAGGACCCUGGCAUCCCGCCCGCUGCCCUGUGCCCCCACGGUGGUGCCAGGCCGCCCCCAGGCCGGCUGGGGUGCCCCGGUGCUGUCUGUGACCCCGUGCCGAUGGAGAGGAUGAGCUGGCUGAGCAAGCUGACCCCACGGGCGGGCGGGCAGCGAGCCCCCCGCAGCGCCAGCCUGCAGCCCCCCGUCACCGCUGACCCCGAGACCUGCCUCAUGGUCUUCAAGAACCACUGGGCACAGGUGCUGCGGAUCCUGGAGCGGCGCGGGAGCAAACCAGCCCCCGAUGACCUCAGCGCCGUCCGCAACAACACCUACCAGAUGCUGAACCUGCUGGCUGAGGACCGGCCCUGGGGGGACGGGGACAAGGACAGGUCACAGGGGGACGGGGACAUGGCCUGCGGGCCCAUCCUGGAGUUUGUGGCUGCUGAGAACCUGCUGGAGCGGCUCCUGUGCUGGCAUCUGCAGGGCGACUUCACCGAGGAGAGGAAGGUGGAGCAGCUGAAGCUGUACGAGAUGCUGAUCAGCCAGGCCCGGCAGCCCCUGCUGCGGCACAAGCCGGUGCUGACGCCGCUGCUGCGCCUGCUGAGCGUGUGCGCCGAGCCUGCCUCGGCCCCGCUGGAGAACAGCCUGGUGCUGCUGCUCAACCAGCUCUGCGUCUCCGUGGCACGCGAGCCGGCCAUCCUGGAGCUCUUCUUCCACAGCCACACGGACCAGGGCCCCGCCAACCUCAUCAUCUUCUCGCUCCUCAUCCCCUUCAUCCACCACGAGGGCGCGCGGGGCCAGCAGGCACGGGACGCGCUGCUGCUCAUCAUGGCCAUGUCGGCCAGCAACCGCGCCGUGGCCCAGUCCAUCACCGACAACUCCUACUUCUGCCCGGUGCUGGCCACGGGCCUGAGCGCCCUGUACUCCUCCCUGCCCCGCAAGAUCGAGGUGCGAGGAGACGACUGGCACUUCCUGCGGCGGGAGGACUGGAUCGGCGUCUCCUCCCUCGUCCUCUUCAUGAACUCGCUUGAGUUCUGCAAUGCUGUCAUCCAGGUCGCCCACCCACUGGUGCAGAAGCAGUUGGUGGAUUACGUCCACAACGGGUUCCUUGUGCCCGUCAUGGGGCCGGCGCUGCACAAGACCUCGGUGGAGGAGAUGAUUGCGAGCACGGCGUACCUGGACCUGUUCCUGCGCAGCGUCAGCGAGACGGCGCUGCUGAAAACCUUCCUGCGCUUCGUGCUGCUGCACCGGCACGACAACACCACCAUCCUGGACACGCUGGUGGGCCGCAUCAACAGCAACUCCCGGCUGUGCAUGGUGUCCCUGAGCCUCUUCCGGACCCUGCUCAGCCUCAACUGCGAGGAUGUGAUGCUGCAGCUGGUGCUCAGGUACCUGCUGCCCUGCAGCCACGUGAUGCUGAGCCAGAAGCGGGCGGUGCGGGACCUGGACAUCUACGGGAAGACAGCGGCGAAGUUCCUGUCCCUCAUCCCGCGCUGCUGCCGGCCCGAGAGCCCCCCGCCACCCCGCGACCGGGACGAGGAGCCCCCCUCCCGGGCCAGGGGCCACGGCAGCCCCGGCGCAGACGCCCCCCCGGCUCCGAAGCCCUCCACGCCGUCCCGCCUCUCCUUCUUCAUGCGCCAGGCCAGCGCGGCCCCCGCCGAGGCCGCUGCCCCCCGCUCCCCCGGGCCCCCCGCGGGCAGCCCCCCCCGGCCCGGCCCCCGGGACGAGGUGGCGGAGCUGGACAGGAAUUACCUGGAAUACCUGCGGGACGCGCGGCGCAGCAUUGACCGCUGCGCCUGGGCCUGCCGCGUCUGGUCGGCGCCCUACGACGGCGAGGACCCCCGCGCCCCCGGCCCCACGCCCGACCCCGACAGCCCCCCGGGGCGGCCCCCGGGACCCCCCACCCCACGGACUAAGAAGCGGGGGCUGCCCGAGGAGGGGGCGCGGGAGGCGCCGGGGGGACCCCUCGGGGGCGACGAGCCCAGGGCCGGGGGGCCUGGCCCCGAGCCCCGGGAUGGGGGGACGCUGGUGAACGGGGCGCACGGGGCGGCUGAGCCAGGGCGGCCGGAGGGGGAUGUGGUGGUGAAGAAGGUCCGUCGGAGCCCCCAGGGCGAGGGGGAGGGCAAGGGGGGGGCUCCGAACGGGGCCCCUCAGGCGCAGCCCCCUGGCUGGGAGCCUCUGCCCUCGGUGGACUCGCUCUUGGAGGAGCUGCUGGCCCGCGUGCCCGCCGAGCCCCCUGGGGCCGGCGUCUCCAUCGAGACCUUCACUGAGGAGCUGCGUGAAAUUGAGGCCGAGAUGCAGAACGGGGGCGUGGGGGGAGCCCCAGCCACCCCCACGGAAGCCCCUGAGCCGCCCUUGUCCCACGAGGAGGAGGAGGCCUUUGCCAGCUUCGCUGCGUUGCCCGAGGGGGACGCGGGCAGCGGGCGGGCGCCGCCACGGCCCCCAGACCCCCUGGCGCAGGUGGUGGCCAGCCCGCCGCGGGCGGUGGGGCCACCCCCCAGCCAGCCCUUCACAGGCCCCUUCGUGUCGGUGCUGUUUGGGAAGCUGGAGAACAUGCCCCACAACUCUCUGUAUGUCAACUUCCUGCUGACGGGGCUGGUGGCCCAGCUGGCCUGCUACCCCCAGCCUCUGCUCCGCUCCUUCCUGCUCAACACCAACAUGGUCUUCCAGCCCAGUGUCAAGUCCCUGCUCCAGGUGCUGGGCUCGGUGAAGAACAAGAUCGAGAGCUUUGCUGCCACUCAAGAGGAUUUCCCAGCGCUGCUCUUCAAGGCCAAGAAGUACCUGAUUGCUCGGGGGCGGCUGGACUGGGCUGAGGGGCCAGGGGCUGUCCCUGCUCUGCGGCGCACCGACACCCUGGCCCGCAGCCGGAAGCCGUCCCUGGGGGAGCUGCUGCUGCGCCACGCCAACAGCCCGACCCGCGCGCGGCACGCGGCGCAGCUGGCGCUGCAGGGGCUGCGGGACGGGGGGCUGCACCCCCUGGCCCCCCCGGCGCGGCACGGCGAGGCCCUGCGCGUGCGCAACGCCGUCUACUGCGCCGUCAUCUUCAGCGAGUUCCUCAAGGAGCUGGCGGCCAUCGCCCAGGCCCACGCCGUCACCUCCCCCUUCCUCACCGAGCCCCCCGAGGAGUGACCCCCGGGCCCCCUUUCUGACCCGGACUCGGACCUUUUUAAUUUAUUGGGGCGGAGCCGGGCCGAGGCCGGGCCGCACUUCGGACGCGAGCGGCCGCCCUUGCCCCGCGCCCCGGGGCAGCAGGGCAGGACCCUGGGGUCCCCGGGGCUGGCGGGGCGGGGGUCGCGGGGCGGGCUGGCUCUGCCCCCCUCGGCCCCCCGGGGGUUCCUGGUGCCCGCCCGGCCGCUCUCUAUGCAACCCCCGGGGCGAGGGGCUGGGGGGGCUGUGCAUGGGGAGGGGAUGUGUGUCUGUGCUGUGUAGAACCCUUGGGAAUAAAGGGCCUGAUUGAGGGCA